CAACAUUAUUAUUUCAUCUACAAACUUAUUUAUCAGUGUUAUCAAGAACAGAAUCAAACACAACGUCAAAUAUUAAACAUUCAUGUACUUAUACACAACGCAAUUAUCAUUGGUGGUCUUGUCAGUGUGUGUCGGGUCGCGGUCGAGACGCCUGCUCCUGCGCAUACGGCCCGAAAAUCAACAACCUUGAACUUCUCACACAUUUUAAAUAACAAAUCCUAACCUCAAAUAUACAAAUAAUGGUAUUAAAGUGUUAAUUAGCAAUAAGUGUAGUGAAAAUGUUGAGUUUUAAAGUGGGAGCGAGACAGCUGAUGAGAUGGAAGGAGUUGCAACUCGAUCGGUUGAAGUAUCAUUCAGGAGUGGGAGUGUUCGGUCAUCGACCGACGAAAGUGAAUGAUGUUGAUCUCCCUGAAGACAUAGUAGUCCGAAGAAAUGAAAACUGCAGAGCACAGCGAUUAGUAGACGCAUACCGCACAUACGGACAUUUACGAGCUACAAUAGACAAUGUCAACUACAAGAAUGAAGAAAGAAAUGUCAAAGAACUCAACGUAUCAAGAUACGGCCUCAGUUCAGAAGAUGCUGUUGACUUGGGCCUCGUGUAUGGGUAUGAAGGCAAGCAGUCUGUGAAGAAUCUGGUAGAAACCUUGGAGGGAAUAUACUGCGGGCCUUUAUCUUAUGAGUUUAAUUAUUUAGAGACAGAAGCCGAGCGAGAAUGGUUUGCUCAGCGCGUAGAGAACGGUCAAGAUGUCAUCGAUAAUGCCCGACGCAUAGAGAUCGCAAAGGAAUUGAUCAGAUCCCAAGCGUGGGAUAAAUUUUUAGCUUUAAAGUUUCCCACGGUCAAGAGAUACUGCGGCGAAGGAGCUGAAUCUAUUCUCACAUUUUUCUCUAGUCUUUUGAAGUUAACGUCUGCAGAGGGAGUGGAACAAGUGAUUAUUUCAAUGGGUCACAGAGGGAAACUGAAUGUUAUGACUGGGCCUCUACUCUACCCUCCCGUGAAGAUCUUCCACAAGUUCACUGGGCAGCCUGAGUUCCCUCCUGAAACUAACGCAGCCUGCGAUGUGGCUUUGCAUCUUAGUACCUCUGUAGACAUUCCAGUGAACGGCAAAUCAGUUAGAUUCUCACUGUUGAACAACCCGUCUCAUUUAGAGGCAGCAAACCCGGUUUCUAUGGGUAAGGCCAGAUCAAAACAGCUCCAGUUGAAGGAAGGAGACUACUCAGAGAAUGGGUCAUCUAGACAAGGAGACAAAGUACUUAAUCUUCAGGUACAUGGCGAUGCAGCGUUCGCUGGUCAAGGGAUAAACCAGGAGAUGUUGAUGAUGUCACAAGCUCCACACUUCAAUGUUGGCGGAUCUAUGCACGUCAUUGUUAAUAACCAACUUGGUUUCACUCUGCCAGCUGCACGCGGUCGCUCCAGCCGAUACGUGACAGAUUUAGCCAAAUCUAUAGCAGUUCCUGUUAUUCACGUCAAUGCUGAUCAUCCUGAGUUGGUAGUAAAAGCAACGAAUAUAGCCUUCGAGUACCAGCGCAAGUUCCGUAAAGACGUGUUCAUUGAUUACAACUGCUUCAGAAAAUAUGGCCACAAUGAAGUCGAUGACCCCACUUUCACCAAUCCACUUCUAUACAAACUUAUUCACAGCAGAAAAACAAUUCCAGAUCUAUAUACAGAGAAACUAAUAUCAGAAGGUAUCUUAACUGAGGAGGAGGUAAAAGACGAAGUGGCAACACACACCAGCUACCUCCAGAAGCAAUAUGAAGCCGUCCCUACUUACAAGCCUGAGGUCAGCUACUACCAAGAGCAGUGGGCAGGUUUUCAGGCAGCACCCAAUGCUGUGGAGACCUGGGACACUGGCGUCGACACUGGUCUGCUGCAAAUGGUUGGGCAUGCAUCUGUUGCAUACCCUGACGAUUUUAACAUCCACCCUCAUCUCGCGAAGACACAUGUAAGGAAUCGAUUGAGCAAGCUGGCGGAAGGAAAGGAUAUUGAUUGGGCCACCGCCGAGGCGUUAGCGUUUGGUUCCCUCCUAAUGGAAGGUCGUCACGUGCGCCUAAGCGGUGAGGAUGUAGGCCGAGGCACCUUCUCACAUCGCCACGUGAUGCUGGUGGACCAGAACACAGAAGCCAUUCACAUACCCCUCAACCACAUCCACGAGAAACAGAAAGGUUUUCUAGAAGUGGCCAAUUCGAUUCUGUCUGAGGAGGCAGUGCUGGCAUUUGAAUAUGGAAUGGCGUUCGAUUCGCCGGAUAAUCUCUGCAUCUGGGAAGCACAGUUCGGUGACUUCUAUAACGGGGCGCAGAUCAUUGUGGAUACGUUCAUCGCUUCUGGUGAAUCCAAAUGGGUCCGCAGUAAUGGCCUUGUGAUGCUCCUUCCCCACGGAUACGAUGGUGCUGCCUCCGAACACUCCUCCUGCAGGCUGGAAAGGUUCCUGCAGCAGACGGACAGUAAGGAGUCCACUCCUGACUCCGAGAAUGUUUGUCUCCACGUAGCUAAUGCCACUACACCGGCCCAGUACUUCCAUUUGUUGAGAAGACAGAUGGUAAGAAAUUACAGAAAACCUUUGGUAAUAGCGUCACCGAAGAUUCUUCUGCGAUUAGCUGACGCUGUAUCCAAUAUAUCAGAUUUCGCGCCCGGAACACACUUCAAGAAUGUUAUUGGUGAUCCCUUAGCUGACCCGCUGAAGGUGAAACGUGUGAUUCUGGUAUCUGGCAAGCAUUACUAUGAGCUUCACAAGGAGAGGCUUAGAGCCAACGUAGACGACGUGGCCAUUAUAAGAGUAGAGGGCCUUGCUCCCUUUCCUCUACAUGAACUCCAGAUAGAACUACAGAAAUUCAAAAAUGCUAGAAAAUUCAUAUGGAGCCAGGAGGAGCACAGAAAUAUGGGCGCUUGGAGUUUCAUCAAGCCGAGAUUCGAAAAUCUUCUCGGAAGAAAGUUAUUAUAUUCUGGCAGGGCAGAAGGAGCCACACCCGCCGUUGGAGCCGCAGUCUUGCAUCGAGCUGAAGUAGAACAUAUAAUAAAAGAACCUCUACACACUAUGAAAUAAAACGAUAUUAGUAUUAUAAACUGUUGAAUAUUGUGCAUUUAAAAAUGUCCGAGAUUCUGUAUACAAUCUGCCAAAUGAUAUAUGUUUAAGUUAAUAAAGUUGCAUUGUAA
This is a messenger RNA of Spodoptera exigua (beet armyworm), 3148 nucleotides long. The record is from the annotation of a GenBank genome assembly. Lineage: Eukaryota; Metazoa; Arthropoda; Insecta; Lepidoptera; Noctuidae.